Molecule: messenger RNA, 1439 nt
Organism: Suillus clintonianus
Lineage: Eukaryota; Fungi; Basidiomycota; Agaricomycetes; Boletales; Suillaceae
Product: pyridoxal phosphate-dependent enzyme beta subunit
Exons: 8
Coding region: 376-1224 (282 amino acids)
Cellular component (GO): cytoplasm
Molecular function (GO): cysteine synthase activity
Source: RefSeq, a predicted model, not a curated record
GGAUCUCAUUUCAGCCUUAUCGCCUUAGUCUUCCGAACCUUGGAACCUUGGAGGUCCUAAAAUCACUGCCGUUAUGAAUCUCAAUCAACCAUAUCGCCUCAGUCAGUUGAGGAAGUAUUCGUCGGAACUUGAACUUGAGACGCGAAGGCUUGCCUCUUCUCUCUUAACUACAUCUCGUAUGUAUGACAGGCUGCAAUCUUUCCAGCCUAUCUUUUGUGCGGCCACAAUUCUUCUUAUCGGCACUAAAAUUGGUGCUCGUCACUUGAACGUUGUUCAGACUCGAAUACUGCCUCAUGACGGGGCCAAACAAGGCUCCGAGUUGGAAAAGAGUCCGCACACAUAAAUUUGGUCUGUUUCCACCUCUAUUGGCUUUAGAUGCAAUCAGUUAUACGACGGGCUUUAGAAAACAACUCUGUUGACAGCUUCAUCGGCUCGGUGAGAAAGACACCACUGAUCCUCAAGACACUCUCAGAACAGGUGGGAUGCAAAAUUUACGGGAAGGCCGAAUUUAAAAUCCUGGAGGCACCUAAAGCCGGCGUCGGUCUUGGAUACAAAUGUGUCAUUGACCUUCUCCAAAUGCUCGGCGCAGAAGUCUAUAACCGCCAGGCGAAAGAGUACAUCACGAAGCUCGAAAAUACCAUAUGGACAGACCAGUUCGACAAUACCGCCAAUGCGUACGCGCAUUAUAUCUCUACUGGACCUGAAAUAUGGCAACAGACAAAGGUUAAAAUUCACGGUUUCGUUUGUGCAAUUGGUACCGGUGGAACUCUGGCUGGUGUUGGCAAAUACCUGAAAGAAAAGAGCAACGGUAAGACGCAGGUAUGGCUCGCUGAUCCGUUUGGCAGUGUCCUGUACAAAUAUGUUACCUCUGGUGGAACACUAGUCCGACGUUCUGGGGAUUUCGUUAGAGAAGGUUAUAAUGGUCCGGGACAAUUGCACAUAUUAGACGAGAAGUCGAUAUCUCGGCUUCUUCAUUCAGAAGGCUUGUACCUGGGUGGUUCCGCGGCGCUUAAUGUCGUUGCAGCCGCAGAACUUACACAAAAGCAGGACAAGGACUCCACAAUUGUAACCAUACUGUGCGAUGGCGCAUACCAAUACCAGAGUCGUGUAUUCUACAAGAAAUGGCUAGUAUCGAGAGGGCUAGUGGAUCCAAUACCGGAAAGUCUGAGAAAGUAUGCGGUUCUAGAUUCAUUGUUGCUCAUCAGCGGUAGUUUUCGAUUUUAAAGAUCACUGAUUUCACACCAACGAGUCCCCAAUCCGGCAACCCAUUUUGACCUACACACUGUACACUUGCAUGCCUUUCCUACAUAUCCCUUGACGAUAUCAGCUAGAGCCAAGGGUGUUCCAAGUCUCACUUCAUUUGACCCUUGUCAAUGUACAUAUAUAUAGUGGGGGGGUGAUCAGAAUCUGUCGAGACUACGUAGGAGUCCUACAGGUGA